GCCCGCCGCCGUUCUUCCUCUCGCCGACCUCGACAGCUAUUACACGGAGCCGCCGCCACCGCUACCGCCGCCGCCGACUGCAGUUUAGAGCGCUGAGCGGCUGCAGCUGAUCCUAGGCUUCGAUUUGAGGAUGGGGAAGGCGAAGCGAAACGGCGCCAAGUUCGCCGCCGUCAAGAAGAUCAUCAGCAAGAAGACCAUCAAGAAGUACAAGGACGAGGUGCUCGACCCUAGGAAGAAGGACACCGAGGCGGAGAAGCUCGGCCGGAAUGUGCCGCAGGUGUCCUCGGCGCUCUUCUUCAGCUACAACAUGGCGCUCGGGCCGCCGUACCGGGUUAUUGUGGACACCAACUUCAUCAACUUCUCUAUCCAGAACAAGUUGGAUUUGGAAAAAGGAAUGAUGGACUGUCUUUAUGCGAAAUGUACCCCUUGUAUAACUGACUGUGUUAUGGCUGAGCUUGAAAAGUUAGGACAAAAAUAUCGUGUGGCUUUGAGAAUUGCCAAGGACCCUAGAUUCCAGAGAUUAGCAUGCACACACAAGGGAACUUAUGCUGAUGACUGUAUCGUGGACAGGAUUACUCAGCACAAAUGUUACAUUGUUGCCACUUGUGAUAGAGAUUUGAAGAGGAGAAUAAGAAAGGUACCUGGUGUUCCCAUCAUGUACAUCACCCAGCAUAGGUACUCGAUAGAACGACUUCCUGAAGCAACAAUUGGUGGAGCACCGAGGAUCUGAUUUGCCCAUAACGGAGAAGUUGCGGAACAUGUCUGCGCAUAGGACCGAUACGUCAAAUAUUGCUAUGCUGAGCUGACCUAAUUGCAUUUACUUCAAAACUUUGUAACAACCUGACUGGGUUAUUAUUUUUAAAUUUUAAAAGAAAAGGACCGGCUUAGUUGUUGAAUGGGGAUCUUGCUAUUGUUGUGAUCAACGCUUUAAGCUUCUCUGCAUUGGAUAUGAUGAUAUCUGUGCUUCUUGAAUUAAUAAUAUGGUCCUAUGUGGUC
Lolium perenne is the source of this 996-nucleotide messenger RNA. RefSeq lists its product as uncharacterized. NCBI's taxonomy places the organism in Eukaryota, Viridiplantae, Streptophyta, Magnoliopsida, Poales, Poaceae. Gene Ontology annotation, cellular component: small-subunit processome. The record is from RefSeq and is a predicted model, not a curated record.